UGAACGGAGUUAGCCAGUGCAGGGUUUGCUACAAGGUAAUAAGCGAUCCACUCUUUCGGAUACAAACUUUUUGCAAAAAUAAAUAAGAUCAUGGAGCCGGAAUAAGGAACAUGUCGCUACAAGGACUUGCAAUGGAGACUUUGUUCAUCGGGUUACUGCUUUACAGUUAUUUCCUUCUGGUUGGUGCGUCUCCUCUCCUGCUCUUUGCAAACAGACGGGAUGUCCGGCUGGUGGAUGCAGGGUCUGGGAAACCAGAGUCUGUCGUGGUGGUCAGUGGUCUUGAGGACGCAGCAGCAGUGGACUUUGUCUACUCAGAGGGGCUGAUCUACUGGACUGACGUGAGUGAAGAGGCCAUCAAGCAAACCCUUUUCAAUCAAUCUGGGAAUGUGCAAACGGUUAUCGUUUCGGGCCUGGAUUCUCCUGAUGGCCUGGCUUGUGACUGGCUGGGAAAAAAGCUGUACUGGACAGAUUCCGAAACCAACAGGAUUGAGGUGGCCAAUCUGAAUGGAACGUCGAGGAAAGUCCUGUUCUGGCAAGCCCUUGACCAGCCAAGAGCAAUCGCUUUGGAUCCAGCACACGGGUACAUAUACUGGACAGACUGGGGGGAGGAGCCCCGCAUUGAGAGAGCUGGGAUGGACGGCAGCACCAGGAAAAUCAUUGUGGACUCUGACAUUUACUGGCCCAAUGGUCUGACGAUAGACCUGGAUGAACAGAAACUUUACUGGGCAGACGCAAAGCUGAGUUUUAUCCACAGAGCAAACCUGGAUGGCACCUUUCGGCAAACUGUUGUUGAAGGCACGUUGACGCACCCGUUCGCACUGACGCUAUCCGGGGAAACUCUGUACUGGACAGACUGGCAGACCCGCUCGAUACACGCCUGUGACAAGAAAACAGGGGAGAAGAAGAAGGAAAUUCUCAAUAGCAUUUAUUCUCCGAUGGACAUCCAGGUCCUGGGCCAGGAGAGACAGCCCGACAUUCGAACCCCCUGUGAUGAAAACAACGGAGGCUGCACCCACUUGUGCCUCCUGUCCCCAAGAGAGCCUUUUUACAGCUGUGCUUGUCCUACUGGUGUCCAGCUUCAAGAAGAUGGCAGGACCUGCAAACCAGGCGCUGAAGAAGUAUUAUUACUAGCUAGAAGAACAGACUUGCGACGUGUCUCUCUUGAUUUGCCUGACUUCACAGACAUUGUGCUGCAGGUUGAUGACAUUCGGCAUGCCAUCGCAAUUGACUAUGAUCCAGUGGAGGGUUAUGUGUACUGGACCGACGACGAGGUCAAAGCGAUCCGCAGAUCGCUCAUUGACGGCACUGGGGCCGAGACGCUGCUCACCACUGAAGUGAACCACCCUGAUGGGAUAGCAGUGGACUGGGUAGCCCGAAACCUUUACUGGACCGACACCGGGACCGAUCGCAUCGAGGUGACGAGGCUAAAUGGCACAUCCAGGAGAAUCCUCAUAUCGGAAAAUUUAGACGAGCCAAGAGCCAUCGUACUGGAUCCUAUCUGUGGAUACAUGUAUUGGACCGACUGGGGUGAAAAACCAAAGAUCGAGCGUGCCAGCUUGGACGGCAGUGACCGCCUUGUCCUUCUGAAUAACUCUUUGGGUUGGCCAAAUGGGUUAGCAAUAGACUAUGCAGAGGGAAAGCUGUACUGGGGAGAUGCCAAAACAGACAAAAUCGAGGUGAUAAAUAUUGAUGGCACUGACCGGAAGACACUUUUAGAAGAUAAACUGCCUCAUAUAUUUGGGUUUACAUUGCUGGGGGAUUAUAUCUACUGGACUGACUGGCAGAGAAGGAGCAUUGAACGUGUCCACAAGACCAAAGGCAUAAGAGAGAUCAUCAUAGACCAGCUGCCAGAUCUUAUGGGCCUCAAAGCAACACGGGUGACUAAAGCAUUUGGAACUAACCCUUGUGCGGACAACAAUGGAGAUUGCAGCCACCUGUGUUUCUUCAGGCCACAGGGUCCACAGUGUGCCUGUCCAAUGGGUCUGGAGCUUCUGGGUGACAUGAAGACCUGCAUUGUGCCUGAAGCCUUCCUGCUGUUCACCAGCAGAGCUGACAUUCGGAGGAUAUCUCUGGGAACACACAACAACGACGUUGCCAUUCCUCUCCCUGGAGUCAAAGAGGCUUCUGCUCUGGAUUUCGAAGUGUCUGAUAAUAGGAUCUAUUGGACUGAUGUCAGUUUGAAGACUAUAAGCCGUGCUUUCAUGAACGGCAGCUCUGUUGAGCACGUGAUUGAGUUUGGACUGGACUACCCUGAGGGUAUGGCGGUGGAUUGGAUGGGAAAGAACCUUUACUGGGCCGACACAGGCACUAACCGGAUCGAGUUAGCCCGUCUAGACGGACAGUACCGCCAGGUCCUCGUGUGGAAAGACUUGGACAACCCUCGAUCUCUGGCGCUUGACCCAGCUAACGGGUUCAUGUACUGGACUGAGUGGGGAGGUAAACCCAGGAUAGUGAGAGCGCACAUGGAUGGAGCCAACAGCGUCACGCUAGUUGAUAAAGUGGGACGAGCCAACGGGCUUACUAUUGACUACACAGACCAGAGGCUGUAUUGGACAGACUUGGACACAUGCAUGAUUGAGUCCUCCAACAUGCUAGGGCUGGAAAGGGAAGUUAUUGCAGAUGAUCUCCCCCACCCUUUUGGGCUCACCCAAUACCGGGACUAUAUCUAUUGGACCGACUGGAACCUGCGCAGCAUCGAACGAGCUGACAAGACCAACGGGCAGAACCGCACGAUAAUCCAGGGGCAUCUGGACUACGUUAUGGAUAUUUUAGUGUUCCACUCCUCCCGCCAGGACGGCUCCAACGAAUGUGUGCAGAAUAAUGGGCAGUGCGCCCAGCUUUGUCUGGCGGUACCUGAGGGAUACAAGUGUGGAUGUGCAUCACAUUACACUCUUGACGGCAACGGCAGGAAUUGUAGCUCCCCUUCCAGCUUCCUCCUGUUCAGUCAGAAAUCGGCGAUCAGUCGCAUGGUGUUGGACGAGCAGAGCCCAGACAUCAUCCUCCCUAUCCACGGACUGCGCAACGUCCGGGCCAUCAGCUACGACCCUCUUGACAACGUUAUUUACUGGGUGGACGGGCGGCAGAACAUUGUCAAGAGAGCAAGGGAUGAUGGGUCACAGCCAUUUGUAGUGGUCUCUGCUACCAACCAUAUUCAGAACCCGGAGAAGCAGCCCCACGAUCUGAGCAUUGACAUUUUCAGUCGGACUGUCUACUGGACAUGUGAAGCCACCAACACCAUCAACAUGAACAGACUGGAUGGGAAAGGCAUAGGAGUGGUGUUGCGUGGAGAGCACGAUCGACCAAGAGCCCUUGCGAUGAAUGCGGAAAGAGGGUACAUGUACUUCACAAACAUGCAAGAGAGGUCUGCUAAAAUAGAGCGCGCUUCCCUGGAUGGGACUGAGCGGGAGGUGCUGUUCACUACAGGACUCGUUCGACCUGUCGCUCUGGCAAUCGACAACAAGCUGGGGAAGCUCUUCUGGGUGGAUGCCGAUCUCAAACGCAUCGAGAGCAGUGACUUGUCUGGAGCAAAUAGAAUUACUCUGCAGGAUUCCAAUAUCCUCCAGCCCACAGGGCUGACAGUGCUGGGAGAGCACCUGUACUGGAUAGACAGGCAGCAGCAGAUGAUUGAGCGUGUGGACAAAAUCAGUGGGGACAAGAGGACCAGGAUCCAGGGGAGGAUAGUGCAUCUCACUGGGAUCCACGCAGUGGAAGACAUUGACACAGACGAGUUCUCUGCACACCCAUGUUCCCGUGACAACGGAGGCUGCUCACACAUCUGCAUUGCGAAGGGUGACGGAACCCCCCGCUGCUCCUGCCCAGUCCACCUGGUACUGCUGCAGAACCUGCUCACCUGUGGAGAACCCCCGACGUGUUCCCCUGAUCAGUUUGCCUGCUCCACUGGGGAGAUCGACUGUAUCCCCAUGGCCUGGCGCUGCGACGGCUUUCUUGAGUGUGAUGACCACAGCGACGAGGAGAACUGCCCGCUGUGCUCCGCCAACCAGUUCCAGUGUGAGAAGGGACAAUGCAUAGAGUCUCGGCUGCGCUGCAACGGGGAGAUCGACUGCCAGGAUAAGUCCGAUGAGCAGGACUGUGACAUGAUCUGCCGUCCGAACCAGUUUCGCUGCGGCACCAGCCAGUGCAUCCUGGUGAAACAGCAGUGCGAUUCCUUCCCAGACUGUAGCGACGGAUCAGACGAGAUGCUUUGCGAGUUGAACACAGAGACUGAACUCCAGACUCACAGCAGUGCCAUUGGGCCUGUCAUUGGGAUCAUACUGUCGCUGUUCGUCAUGGGAGCCAUGUAUUUCGUGUGCCAGCGAGUGGUGUGUCGUCGCUAUAAAGGACCCAAUGGACCAUUUCCUCAUGAAUAUAUCAGCGGGACUCCUCACGUCCCUCUUAAUUUCAUAGCCCCAGGAAGCUCCCAGCAUGGCACUUUCACUGGGAUCUCGUGUGGGAAGUCCAUGAUGAGUUCCAUGAGUCUGAUGGGGAGCAGUGGCAGCGGCGCCCCUCUGUAUGACAGGAACCAUGUGACUGGAGCAUCAUCUAGCAGCUCUUCCAGUACUAAAGGAACCUUCUACCCACAGAUUUUGAACCCACCUCCAUCUCCAGCUACCGAUCGUUCUCUGUACAAUACUGAAAUGUUUUAUUCCUCCAAUAGUCCUUCAACUACCAGAUCAUACAGGCCCUAUCUAAUGCGAGGCAUUGCGCCCCCCACCACACCCUGCAGCACUGACAUGUGUGACAGCGACUACACCACCAGUCGAUGGAAGACAAACAAGUACUACAUUGAUCUGAACUCGGACUCGGACCCCUACCCUCCGCCCCCCACCCCUCGGAGCCAGUACAUGUCUGCGGAGGAGAGCUGCCCCCCCUCUCCCUCCACAGAGCGCAGCUACUUCCACCUGUGCCCCCCACCACCCUCCCCUUGUACAGACUCCUCAUGACCUCCCCACAAGGACUUCUCUAUCUGCCUCUGUAAAUAAUUUUAAAUAUGAAAAAAUAAGAUAAUUCUAUUUUAUAAAUGCUAGGCAGAGGCCAUUUGUGGAGCAUUUUAUCAUUUUGUUUUUUUUUUCUUUCGGGGGGGGGGGGGGGGGUUGUACAGU
Messenger RNA from Polyodon spathula (Mississippi paddlefish), 5099 nucleotides. RefSeq names its product low-density lipoprotein receptor-related protein 5-like. The transcript is spliced from 23 exons. NCBI's taxonomy places the organism in Eukaryota, Metazoa, Chordata, Actinopteri, Acipenseriformes, Polyodontidae. Gene Ontology annotation, biological process: canonical Wnt signaling pathway. Bases 111 to 4940 code for a protein of 1609 amino acids. Gene Ontology annotation, molecular function: Wnt-protein binding; Wnt receptor activity. The record is from RefSeq and is a predicted model, not a curated record.